CCUCCCGCCUGGGAAAGUGGGUUACCGGGAGUAGGCGCUCGGCUCCGGCGCUGGCAGAGGAGCAUCCAGCCACAGAGAGACCAGGGAAGCACCGCAGCAUUUGGCAGUCUUCUCUGCAUCUUUUAAAGAGGGGUUUCUGUUCCUGCAGUCCUUUUACAAAUUUUGUUCCUUCGACUUUCUCCCUCACCCCCGCCUGGGUUUUUAGGAAGGCUUUGUUAAGUGUUAGAGGGAAAAGAGACCGAGCGAGGGAAAGAGGCUAAGUGGGAAGGACCACAAACUGGAACACCGCGCCCGGGUUCCUAGAGCCCUCUCUCCGCGGAGCAGCGCGCCCUCCGGAGCCCAGCGCAGACAGACCUCGGCGUGGCCACCAUGGUCGGGCGAGUGCAGCCGGAUCGGAAACAGUUGCCCCUGGUCCUACUGAGAUUGCUCUGCCUUCUCCCCACAGGACUGCCCGUUCGCAGCGUGGAUUUUAACCGAGGCACGGACAACAUCACCGUGAGGCAGGGGGACACGGCCAUCCUCAGAUGUGUUGUAGAAGACAAGAACUCAAAGGUGGCCUGGUUGAACCGUUCUGGCAUCAUUUUCGCUGGACAUGACAAGUGGUCUCUGGAUCCCCGGGUUGAGCUGGAGAAACGCCAUUCUCUGGAAUACAGCCUCCGAAUCCAGAAAGUGGAUGUCUAUGAUGAGGGUUCCUACACAUGCUCCGUUCAGACACAGCAUGAGCCCAAGACCUCCCAAGUUUACUUGAUCGUUCAAGUUCCACCAAAGAUCUCCAACAUCUCCUCAGAUGUCACUGUGAAUGAGGGCAGCAAUGUCACCCUGGUCUGCAUGGCCAAUGGCCGCCCUGAACCUGUCAUUACCUGGAGACACCUUACACCAACCGGCAGAGAAGUUGAAGGAGAAGAAGAAUAUCUGGAAAUCCUUGGCAUCACCAGGGAGCAGUCAGGCAAAUAUGAGUGCAAAGCAGCCAAUGAGGUCUCCUCGGCCGACGUCAAACAAGUCAAGGUCACUGUGAACUAUCCUCCCACUAUCACGGAGUCCAAGAGCAAUGAAGCCACCACAGGGCGACAAGCUUCACUCAAAUGUGAGGCCUCGGCAGUGCCUGCACCUGACUUUGAGUGGUACCGGGAUGACACCAGGAUAAACAGUGCUCAUGGCCUUGAGAUUAAGAGCACGGAGGGACAGUCCUCCCUGACGGUGACCAAUGUCACUGAGGAGCACUAUGGCAACUAUACCUGCGUGGCUGCCAACAAGCUGGGGGUCACCAAUGCCAGCCUAGUCCUUUUCAAACGUGUUUUACCCACAAUCCCCCACCCCAUUCAAGAAAUUGGUACCACCGUCCACUUCAAACAAAAAGGACCUGGGUCGGUGAGAGGAAUAAACGGAUCCAUCAGUCUGGCCGUACCACUGUGGCUGCUGGCAGCAUCUCUGCUUUGCCUUCUCAGCAAAUGUUAAUAGGAUAAAAAUUUAAAAGUAAUUUAAAAAACACACAAAAAUGUGUCACACUGGAUACAGAGAGAGAGAGAGAGAGAGAGAGAGAGAGUGUGCAAGAUGGGGGAGACUGUUUAUUUCACAACUUUGUGUGUUUAUAAAUGAAGGAGGAAAUAUGAAAAUGCAGAAAAUCCAACAUUUAAAACGAUUUUACUGUCCAUCAAUAAAAAAUUGAGCAUAAUUCAUGGUGGGAAAUGAAAUGUUCUACCACGCUAUGUAUAUAUCUACUAAGCAAAUGAAUGCUGUGUAAAGACUGCUUCAUGCUAAGGACACCUGGAUUUUGUAAAAAUAAGAUAAAACUACAUGGAAUUAACCCCCCCACACCCACCCACACACAAUUUAUCCUUCCUCCUUCAUCUGUUUCCAUCUGUGGGGAAAAAUAUAAGGUCUUGCCUUUAGUGUUUAUAUUUCCAUAAUCUCUAUUCUGUUCUCAUUUGAGCUGACUUGUAGCCAUUUCUGACUAUCAAUGGGAUCUUGUGUUGAGCCUUUACCAGACUACCCUGCCUCCACUCUCUCCAACUUUUGAGAUCACCCCCUCUACUUCCAGUGUGUUCUAUCUUCCCACACCCAAGCUAAAGAUUUCCUUUUCUCCAGCCACCCCACCUCUCUUCACCCCACCACCCUCCAGAGCACUUGUCAUGCCGCAGAUGCUAGGAAGUGCCAUUUUAAUUUUCUUCCACUGUGCGUGUGUGCUCAAGUCUCUCGCUCUCACAUGAGUGUACAUGUGUGUGAGUGUGUGUGUCUCUCUCUAAAGCAUGCCAAGGGAAUGGUCCAUGUGUACAUAGACUCAUUGUGCUGUAGAUACCGUCCUGCAUUGUAAUUGUGAAAUGCGGCUGUAACGACUUGCUGGGGGAGAUGGCGGGGAGGGAGGUAAGGAGCAGAGUCCCUCCUCCAUUCAUGGCUGUCACACGACAUCAAUGUGUAUUCAAACCAGGCUGUCCCCUCUUCCAAGGGCAGGACCCCAUAUUACUCCUAGUCCCAUCUUCAGAACACAAUCAGGAGUCACUCAAAAUACCACUGUCAAUGAAAGUGCCUACUACUGAUGGGAUGAGCAAAAAGUGGAACAGAUCAGUGACAUGGAUGAAAUUACCUAGGAAAGCAGGUUUCAGAUUUCACUCUUAUUUCAUGAGUCUGAUGGAUUCAUACAUUUCCUGACUUUUUACAGGCUUGGGUCUUGCUUCACUGCAAAAGCAAACCGCAUGUACUGAACAAGAACCCAGAAACAGGAGCGUUCAAGUGUUAACUCCAUGAACAGAAUGAUGAGGCACAUGGAGAUACUAAGAAACCCUGUUUUGCCUUCUCCCUGAUCUUCAAAUAACACUGCAUUUGCCCCAUAGAUUUCCGUAAGCAGAGAUUGUUUCACCUUUAGGACAAAAUACAGUGAGCGUGAGCAAGACAGGAAAAGUAGACAGAUGCCCAAGUCCUUCCCACAUUCUGCAGAUACUGCUAGAGCUAUAAUAUGAAGCACUGAUCACAAAGAAAAGGAAUGCACUUGUGCCCCUUUGCAGAUUUUUUCCCUGGUGUUCUAGCUAAUCCUGCAUUUGACUGCAUACAUGGCCCCUCUCUCUGUGCCACUGAUGAUGUCUGCACCACCACUGUUCAUGGGGUCCAUCAGUAUCCUAGGCCAGGCCACUCAGAAUUACAUUACAGUCAUAUCACAUCUUUUGCUCUUUUUAAAUUUGCAUCUCUAUGCAUCAUCUUGACAUUAACACAGAAAUCUAAGCUAACUCCUUAACCAAGAGAUCUGAGCCACUUGUAAUUAAUUUAGGCAGAAGUUAUAUGAGAACCACAAAA
Messenger RNA from Fukomys damarensis (Damara mole-rat), 3285 nucleotides. RefSeq names its product limbic system associated membrane protein (gene Lsamp). The record is from RefSeq and is a predicted model, not a curated record. Lineage: Eukaryota; Metazoa; Chordata; Mammalia; Rodentia; Bathyergidae. The coding region runs from base 370 to 1455 and encodes 361 amino acids. The transcript is spliced from 9 exons. Gene Ontology annotation, cellular component: neuron projection.